AUGUAUGAGAACCCCAUAAAGAGUCAAACUGUGGCCAGACGUUUGAAGGACAUUUGUCAGGGGAAACGCCCUUUGCAAGAGUUUAUUGCAGAGUUUCGUCUGCUCUGCAUGGACUCUGCUUGGAAUGAGGCAGCCCAUAUGGACGCAUUUCAAGACGGAUUGGCAGACGAAAUCCAAGAUGAGCUGGUGCAUGUGGAGCCAGCUCUAACCCUGGAUGCUGAGUUGUUUCAGAUCGCAGUGUUCAGUUCACCACUCAAUUCUGCUCAAUUCUCACCCAAUAUCUUGAAAGAGCCAGUCGACAUCGCCCAGGGCCUCCGGGAUGAGCAGGCGCUCUGCCUGGCCCGCCGGAUGGUGUUCCUGGCCAAGGCAGCGGCGGCCGCCGCCGAGAACAUGCUCAAGCUGCACGGGCUCUUCAUCCGGUACGACACGCUGCUGGUGGAGAUCAACCCGCUGGCAGAGGACGCGGCGGGGACGGUGGUAUGCGUGGACGCCAAGAUGAACUUCGACGACAACUCGGCCUUCCAUCAGGCGGCCGUCUUCGGGUGGCAUGAUUGGUUGCAGGUGGACGCCAAGGAGCGGGAGGUGUCCGAUGCCGGGCUGAACUACAUCGCGUUGGAGGGGGACAUCGGCUGCUUGGUCAACGGGGCGGGCUUGGCCAUGGCCACCAUGGACCUCAUCCAGCUCCAUGGUGGCAUGCUGGCCAACUUACUGGACGUUGGCGGAGGGGCGACGGUGGAGCAGGUGAAGGAGGCCUUCAAGCUGAUCACCUUGGACACGGGGGUCAAGUCCAUCCUGGUCAAUAUCUUUGGAGGCUUCAUGCACUGCGACACCAUCGCUGAAGGGAUCGUGCUGGCGGCCACCGAGCUGGAGCUGAAGAUCCCGGUGGUGGUCCGGUUGCAGGGCACCCGGGUCGACCGGGCAAAGGCGUUGAUAGCUGAGACCAAGCUGGAUAUCUUGCCCUGUGACGACCUGGACCAGGCAGCCAAAGUGGCUGUGGGCCUCUCCAAAAUUGUGACGUUGGCCAAGGAAGCCCACCUGGAGGUGAGCUUCCAGUGGAGGAUCUGA
Notechis scutatus (mainland tiger snake) is the source of this 1065-nucleotide messenger RNA. The record is from RefSeq and is a predicted model, not a curated record. Lineage: Eukaryota; Metazoa; Chordata; Lepidosauria; Squamata; Elapidae.